CGCGCGCGAGGGUGCCCCGGGUCUCCCGGCGUGCACCGUGGUGUAGGUUUCUAGGUGGUGGGAAGGCGUCGUAAUGGCGGCGGCCGGCGCGGGGGCACCCCGGUUGCUCCUCCUUUUACUGAUAGUGGCAGCAGCGCCCAGCCGGGCCAGGGGCAGCAGCUGCCGGGCUGGAGCCGCUACGCGGGGGGUUGGGGCCGAAGGCCAUGAGGGCGAGAGCUGCGGUACGGUGGGGCUACUGCUGGAGCACUCCUUUGAGAUCGAUGACACUGCCCAAUUCCGGAAGCGGGGCUCACUGUUGUGGAACCAGCAGGAUGGCACCUUGUCCCUGUCACAGCGGCAGCUCAAUGAAGAGGAGCGGGGCCGACUUCGGGAUGUGGCAGCCUUGAAUGGCCUGUACCGGGUACGGGUCCCCAGACGGCCCGGGGCCCUUGACAGUGCAGAGGCUGGUGGCUAUGUCUCUUCUUUUGUCCCUGCGUGCUCCCUGGUGGAGUCGCACCUCUCUGACCAGCUGACCCUGCACGUGGACGUGGCCGGCAAUGUGGUAGGGGUGUCUGUGGUGACAUAUCCUGGAGGAUGCCGGGGCCAUGAGGUGGAGGACGUGGACCUGGAGCUGUUUAACACCUCCGUACGGCUGCGGCCGCCGGGUACCGCCCCGGGCCCUGAGACGGCGGCCUUCAUCGAGCGCCUGGAGAUGGAGCAGGCCCAGAAGGCCAAGAACCCCCAGGAGCAGAAGUCCUUCUUCGCCAAAUAUUGGCACCUCAUCCUGGGGGGGGCCGUGUUGCUCACGGCCCUGCGUCCUGCUGCCCCGGGGCCCACGCCGCCGCCACAGGAGGCCUGAUGGAUGUACAUCAUUCCCGUGGUCCUGUUCCUCAUGAUGUCAGGAGCUCCAGAUGCUGGUGGCCAGGGCGGGGGCGGGGGUGGGGGCGGGGGUGGGGGCAGUAGCCGGUGACCGGCUUGUCCUCUUUUGCCCCCAAGAGUCUUUGCUACCCAGAGUCCUCCAUGUCCCUGGUCAUCCCAGGGUUGUAGUCCUGCUGUCUCCCCAUCCCAGGAGGAUAGAAGGACACCCCUCCUGGAAGCCACUGUCUUCCCCAGUCUCCCUUCCUGUUGACGGAGGUCUGGUGGAGUUGAGGUGCUCCACCCCACAGUCCCAUCUCAGCCCCUGGGCUCCCUUUGCCUUCAAGCUGGAGCCCAGCUCCCUCUUGCCCCUGCGCCUGCCUGGCUGCCCUAGUCCUGCAGCUGGAGCACUCUGGCUGUUCUCCAGCCACCGUGCCUUUACCCACGCCUGCGCCCCCAGCCCACCAUGGCCUGUCGCCUUGCUGGACACUGGACUGGGCCCUAGGCCUCCUGCCAGCUUCCUUUGAGGGUGCCCUGGCCUCCCCACUGAGGACGUGGAGCCCUGAUUUCCCCGCCUUGCAGCGCUGCUCCCUAGCCUGUGCCCCACCCCAGUCCGCCCGCAGCAGGUGAGGCACCUGUUGUCCCCCUGCAGCUGGUGGAGUCCGGGGCCAGGGAAUGUAAAUAGAGUCCCUUCUGCGUCCUUCAUGCCACAAUGGCCGGCCCCGUGUAGCGCCAGAGUGGAACUGCGCCCUGACUGGUUUCUCCUGCAUCUGGUUAAGAAUAUCCACAGGAUACAGCAGCACAUACAUUCUGUGAACGUCCAGCUUUGGGUACCAGGAAUUGAACUCAUGACCUUGCGCCUGCCAGGCCAGUGCUGUGCCACGGAACUGUAUUCCCACCCAGGAGACUCCAACUGCUGACAGCCUAGAGUGAGGGCUGCAUGGACUCCGCUUACCAUGUUACUCUACUCGGAGACAGGAGCAGUGGCUGGUGCUGGCCCUGCAUUGGUGUGGCUGUGUUGGGUAGCAGCUGAUUAAACUGUUCCCAGACACCCA
This is a messenger RNA of Cavia porcellus (domestic guinea pig), 1889 nucleotides long. RefSeq names its product ER membrane protein complex subunit 10 (gene Emc10). The transcript has 8 exons. The coding region runs from base 74 to 838 and encodes 254 amino acids. Gene Ontology annotation, cellular component: EMC complex. The record is from RefSeq and is a predicted model, not a curated record. Lineage: Eukaryota; Metazoa; Chordata; Mammalia; Rodentia; Caviidae.